Messenger RNA from Echinops telfairi (small Madagascar hedgehog), 10201 nucleotides. RefSeq names its product SPG11 vesicle trafficking associated, spatacsin (gene SPG11). Gene Ontology annotation, biological process: axo-dendritic transport; synaptic vesicle transport; axon extension. The coding region runs from base 1 to 6378 and encodes 2125 amino acids. Gene Ontology annotation, cellular component: axon; synapse; dendrite. Lineage: Eukaryota; Metazoa; Chordata; Mammalia; Afrosoricida; Tenrecidae. The record is from RefSeq and is a predicted model, not a curated record. The transcript has 38 exons.
AUGAAGGCAGAGAAGGUGACUGCCUGUAACAAUAGGAUCAUUGGAAACUCCAAGGGGAUUGAACCAUUUUGGUGGGUGCUGGAGGGGGCAGCCUCUUUAAGGAUUAAGAUGGGAAUAGAGGUGAGGAAAGAGGGAUUCCACGAAGAUUCAACUUUACCUUUUGCUAGAAAGGAUGCAGAGAGACUUGGCAAUAAGUCAGAGUCGUGGUCAAUAUUUGUAUGGGAGAAUUCUGGCAGCAGCACAUCAACAGACAAGCCUAAAUUACUGGUUCUUAGUAAAAAGUAUGAACUGCUCAUCUAUGAAUUCAAUUUGAAAGAUGGAAGAUGUGAUGCAGCCCUUAUGUGUAGCUGCAAUAGGGAGAUGUUACAGAAGCUCGUGGAAGAUCAAAAUGCCAAUAUUUUUGACACUGUGAAUGGUGCCCAUGUAGCUGAUGUGGAUUUGGCAUUGCACCAAGAAGAGACGUGUGGUGAGCAGCCGGAGGAGCCAGCCGAGGUGUCUUCCUUCACGUCAGUGAAAGUGUCUCAGGACCUGGAUGUGGUUGUGAUCGUCAGCUCCUCCAGCUCCGCCAUUGCGCUCAACUUAAAUCUGUACUUCAGGUUUCAUGCUGGGAUAGAAAAUCGUCAGCUGGACACAGUAGAUUUCUUUCUGAAGAGCAAAGAAAAUCUUUUAACUCCAUCCUCAAAUUCUUCUGUGCUCGGUCAAUAUGAUCACUUUCCAUCUGAUUUAUACUUAAGAAAUGUAGAAGAACUAACACCAGCAUUGGAUUUACUUUGCUCAGCAAUUAGAGAAAGUGAUUCUGAGACUCAAAGCAAACACUUUUCAGAACAAUUGCUUAAUCUUACACUGACCUUCCUUAACAAACAAAUAAAAGAGCUUUUUGUUCACACUGAAGAGCUAGAUGAACCUCUGCAGAAAGGAGUGCACAUUUUGACCAGCUACAUUAAUGAGCUUCGAACCUUCCUGAUAAAGUUUCCUUGGAAGCAAACAAAAGCUUUGAAUGGAUGUGGGGUGGAUGGAUGUGGUGUAAAUGAAAAUGUCCCCAAAGUAGAGGAGAGCAACAUAUGGGAGAAACUCAGCUUUAAGGAAGUUAUUGCCAAUGCCAUCUUAAACAACAGAAUCCCAGAGGCACAAACCUUCCUCAGGAUGAACGGUCAUUCUGCUCAAAGACUGGAAGAGCUGAUUAAAAUUGGCCUAGGUGUGGUCUUUGACAACCUAAGAAAGAACAACAUAAAGGAAGCCUCUGAGCUUUUGAGGAAUAUGGGUUUUGAUGUAAAAGACCAGUUGCUCAAGAUAUGUUUCUAUACAGCUGAUAAAAGUAUACGGGACUUUUUGGUUGAAAUUUUAAAAGAGAAAAAUUGUUUUUCUGAAAAUGAAAAAAGAACAAUAGAUUUUGUGCAUCAAGUUGAGAAGUUGUACUCGGGACAGUCCCAAGAAAAAACGCAAAUCCAGCCCUUUCCCAGGUACUGGAUAAAAGAACGAGAUUUUUCCAAGCACAAAUCUGUUUUGGACUCGGUCCUGAAAUGCAAUAAAGAUGAAUGUAACAAACAGGACCUUCGAAUGGUGUUAAAUUGGGCUCAGUGGUGGGAUCAACAAACACAAGAAUCCAUCCUUCUUCCCAGGAUAAGUACAGAAGAUUACAAAUCUUACUCUCCGGAAGCCCUCUGGAGACACCUCACAGCUCAUCACGAUUGGUUAAACAUUAGCUUAUGGAUCAGAGAAUUGCAGAGCCAGGACAGCGGGGCUUCGCUACAGCAGAACAAAUGGCCUCCUCUGACUGUUGAUGUUAUUGAUCAGAACACCUGCUGCAACAACUACAUGAGGAAUGAAAUUUUAGAUAAGUUGGCCAGGAGCGGAAUUUUCCUUGUAUCUGAGCUAGAAGACUUUGACCUCUUCCUUUUAAGACUGAGCCGCAUUGGGGGAGUGCUGCAAGAUACUCUCCCUGUUCAAAACUACAGGACCAAAGAAGGUUGGGAUUUCCAUUCUCACUUGAUUCUCUAUUGUCUGGAGCACAGCCUGCAGCAUCUUCUGUAUGUCUACCUUGACUUCUACAGACUUAGUCCUUCAAAUUGUCCCUUUUUGGAAAAAAAAGAAUUACAUGAAGCUCACCCCUGGUUUGAAUUUUUAGUUCAGUGCCGACAAGUGCCCAGCAAUUUAACAGAUCCCAAACUGAUCUUCCAGGCUAGUCUUGCAAAUGCGCAGAUACUGAUUCCUAGCAACCCAGCCAGCGUGAGCAGCAUGCUGUUGGAUGGACACACCCUCUUGGCCCUUGCUACCACGAUGUAUGCUCCCGGGGGGGUCAGCCAGGUGGUUCAGAAUGAAGAAAACGAGAACUCUUUGAAGAAAGUAGAUCCCCAGCUACUGAAGAUGGCAUUGACUCCUUACCCCAAGCUGAAAUCUGCUCUCUUCCCACAGUACUCGCCUCCUCAUAUCCUGCCACACGAUAUUACACUCUACCACCUCAUUCAGUCCUUGUCGCCCUUUGAUCCCAGCAGAUUGUUUGGCUGGCAGCCCGCCAACACGCUGGCUAUAGGAGAUGUAUCAAGUGAUCUCCCACAUUUCUCUAGACCUGACCUCGUUAAUAAAUAUGCUGUAGUGGAGCGUCUGAAUUUUGCUUAUUACCUACAUAAUGGACGACCAUCAUUUGCAUUUGGUACAUUUCUAGUCCAGGAAUUAAUCAAGAGCAAAACUCCCAAGCAGUUGAUUCAGCAGGUAGGCCAUGAAGCCUAUGUUUUAGGGCUCUCCUCCUUCCACAUACCUUCAAUAGGAGCUGCCUGUGUUUGUUUCUUAGAAUUGCUUGGCCUUGACAGCCUCAAGCUCCGAGUUGAUAUGAAAGUGGCCAAUGUGAUUUUGAGCUACAAGUGUAGAAAUGAAGAUGCUCAGUACAACCUCAUCAGAGAGUCUCUAGCUGAAAAACUAUCCAAACUGGUUGAUGGUGAAAAGGCAGCCACAGAAGAAUUGCUUCUUCUUGUUGAAGAAGGUACAUGGAACAGUAUCCAGCAACAGGAAAUGACGAGGUUAUCCAGUGAAGCUAGCAGCCAGUGGGCGUUAGUGGUACAGUUCUGCAGGCUCCACCAUAUGAAACUGAGUGCGUCAUAUCUCGUAGAGUGUGCCAAAGCAAAUGAUUGGCUGCAGUUCAUUAUUCAUAGUCAGCUCCAUGGCUACCCUACGGAGGAGGUGAAAGCCCUUCUCCAGUAUUUCAGCCCAGUCCUUGAAGACCAUUUAAGACUGGCUUUUGAGAACGUACCUUCAGAGUUCAAUUCCGGAGUGGUUAGUGAUCAGGUCUCCAACAAGUCCCCCAUGAGGCUCCAUGAAAACAAAGAACAGAUGACUGAUCUCUUUCGAAUUUUGCUCCAGUGCUCAGAGGAGCCAGACUCAUGGUGCUGGCUCCUGGCAGAAGCAAUAAGACACCAGGCCCCAAUCCUGAGCGUCCUGGCCUCCUGUCUCCAGGAUGCCAGUGCUCUUUCUUGUCUCUGUGUUUGGAUCAUCACCUCUGUGGAGGAGAGUGUUGCUGCUGAAGCCAUGGAUCACCUUCAAGGUUCAAUCGAGGGCCAUACCUGGGACCUUGGGGACCUCUCAGCUGCCUGGAGAACACUGCUAGCCAAGCAGAAGAGCAAAACUCUCAUCAGAGGCUUCCAGCUCUUCGUUCAGGAUUCCCCCCUCUUGUUGAUGCUCGAGACAUAUGAACUGUGUGUGUUCUUCAAGAACUACAAGGAAGCCAGCGCCAAACUGCUGGAGUUCCAGGACAGCCUUGCCGCGCUUGAAGCAGCAGCCCCAAAGGCCCAUCCUCUCAGCCCUCCCUCCUGGCUGCGGGAGCAGGGGCGUGUCCUUUUGAAGCUGAUGCUGCAGCAGUGUGGCACCCAGUACGAGCUGGAGAGGCUCCUACAGCUGCUCAUUGGACUGGAGCAUCUCUUCUCUGAUGGUCCAGAUGUGAAGAAGCUUUGUGACCUCAGCCAAAUAUUGAAGGAUACAUCUAUAUCCAUUAACCGUGCACUUAUCACCAGUUACAGCACCGAGACUUUCCAGCAUGAGUGUAGAUCUGUUUUGGAAAGACUGCAGGCAGAUGGACAGUUUGCUUUGGCCAGGAGGGUAGCAGAAGUAGCGGAGUUACCUGUGGACAACUUGGUCAUUGAAGAGAUGACUCGGGAAAUGCAGACUCUAAGACACACGGAACAGUGGUCCCUUACCCAAGAAAGAGCUGGCUUCUGGAAAAAGUGCCAUGAGAGUUUUAAGAAACAUUGCGUUUCCCGCAAAGCUGCUUCAUCUUUUUUCUCAUCCCAGGCCCUGGCAGCGAGUGUGCCCCCACCCCAGCCCGAGGAGCGCCAUCUGCUGCUCACCCUGGCAGGGCACUGGCUCGCUCAGGGGGCCCUGGUGCCCUUGGCCGAGCUGGAGGAGCUGGAGAAGCAGAUCUGGCUGUGCCGCCUCAGUCAGCACACAGUGGGAGGGAGCCAGGAGGAAACAGACCCCAGAGCUUCUCAGCAGCUCCCAACCCGGGGCAAACUCUCCUUUGAUAGCUUAGCCAGGGAGUUUGCCUUCUCCAAGUUGCCUGCUCUGAACACAUCAGAAUACUUAGAGCUUAAUGGUGUUCCAUCCAAAGGCUCCCGCGAGAAUGAACUGGAUUGGAAAGAGGCAGAGUCUCUGAAUGUUUUGAUCGGGCAUCUAUUGGAUGAAGGCUCUGUACAUGAAGCCAGCAGAGUCUGCCGGUAUUUUCGUUUCUACAACCAAGAUGUUUCCCUGGUGCUGCACUGCAGAGCGCUGGCCGCAGGGGAGGCGGGUGGGGACGAGCUGCACCCAGAGGUCUGUGCUUUCCUACACAGGCCGGAGCCGCUUGAGGAAGAAGGGGACAGCCUUCCCCCGAGGAAAGGCCAGAGCAGAAGAUCUGAAUCGGGGAGGCUGGAGCCGGGGAGGCAGGCGGCUUCAAGUUUGGAUAGUCAGCCCGUUGUGAUGGUGCCGCCCAGUGACAGAGUGGCGGCUGACCUGGAAACUCUGACUAGCAAAUGCGUGCACGGGAAGACCUACUGCCGCCGGGUCCUGUGUCUGCAUGAACUCGCCAAGGAGCUGGGCUGUUCCUAUGCAGAGGUCGCUGCCCAGGAUGGGGAGGCCGUGCUCCGGGCAAUCUUGACCUCUCAGCAGCCUGACCGAUGCAAGCGAGCCCAGGCCUUCAUCAGCACUCAGGGCCUCAAGCCGGACACUGUGGCUGAACUAGUGGCUGAAGAGGUGACACGGGAGCUGCUGACCCCAUCAGAAGGAUCAGGACACAAGCUGAUGUUCAGCCCUGCGGAGGAAACCCAGCCGUUCUUGCAGCUGACCAUGCUGUGUCAAGACCGCACCCUCGUGGGGAUGAAGUUGCUGGAUAAAAUCUCCUCUGUGCCCCAUGGGGAACUGUCUUGCACCACAGAGCUGCUGAUCCUGGCCCAUCAUUGCUUCACUCUGACUUGCCACAUGGAGGGCAUUAUCCGAGUGCUGCAGGCCGCCCGGCUGCUCACUGACAACCACUUGGCCCCCAGUGAGGAGUACGGACUGAUGGUGCGUCUCCUUACCGGCAUUGGAAGGUACAACGAGAUGACAUACAUAUUUGAUUUGCUGCAUAAGCACCACUACUUUGAGGUGCUGAUGAGGAAGAAGUUGGAUCCGAGUGGCACGCUGAAGACAGCCCUACUUGACUACAUCAAGCGCUGCCGCCCCGGGGACAGUGAGAAGCACAACAUGAUUGCCCUGUGCUUCAGCAUGUGCCGGGAGAUCGGCGAGAACCACGAGGCGGCUGCAUGCAUCCAGCUGAAAUUGAUCGAGUCUCAGCCGUGGGAGGAGAGCCUCAAGGAUGGGCACAAGCUGAAGCAGCUGUUGCUGAAAGCCCUGACACUGCUGCUGGAUGCUGCUGAGAGCUAUGCCAAGGACUUCUGCGUGAGACAGGCCCUGCGCUGUCACAAGCUCACCAAGUUGAUAACGCUGCAGAUUCAUUUUCUGAACACUGGCCAGAAUACGAUGCUCAUCAAUCUGGGCCGACACAGGCUGAUGGACUGUAUCAUGGCCCUACCUCGGUUCUACCAGGCUUCUAUUGUGGCCCAGGCCUAUGAUUUUGCUCCAGAUUGGGUUGAAAUUCUAUACCAACAAGUGAUUCUUAAAGGCGAUUUUAAUUACUUGGAAGAGUUUAAGCAGCAGCAGUUAUUAAGAGCCGGCAUAUUUGAAGAGAUAUCAAAAAAGUAUAAACAACAUCAGCCUAUUGACACGAUGGUGAAAAACCUUAAGAAGUUACUCACGUAUUGUGAAGAUAUCUACCUCUAUUACAAGUUGGCAUAUGAGCACAGGUUUUAUGAUGUUGUAAAUGGGCUUCUGAAGGACCCUCAGACAGGCUGCUGUCUGAAAGACAUGCUGGCAGGCUAGAUGGAGUCAGAUGGAUGGCAGGAGGGCGGCUGCAGAGGUGCCUUUCCUUGUGCUCACAGGAGCUCUGAGAUGCCUGUGAAGCCCUGGGAGAUUUGUGAAAUCCAAGCUGUUAAAUCCGGGGACUGUAUGACACCCAAGUCCUUUGUAAGUGGCAGGCUAAGAAUGAGAUAGACUUUUCAUAGUGAACUUCCUACUUAAAAGUGAUUGUUCAUGUAGGCCUUUUUUUGGUGGCCAUUAGUAUCAAUACCAAAAACGCCAUCUUCCUCAGGACAGCUUCUAAUGGAUUAAAGAAUACCUGUGCCUGCAGAUUCCACUUUCAAAGGAAUUUAAUAUUUACACAAUUAAGGAAUGGGUGAUACAUUUAGAAACCGAUCUCUCUAUAAUAAAAUAGAAUUUUAAAGCAGUCUACCAUUGAUCGUAACGUACUCCUUAGCCCUUAUCUGCCUUAAAACCAUCUUUGUUAUAAUUAUUGCUGGGCUGUUACUGCUGUUUCUUUCUCUAAAAUCACUCAUAUGGCCCUGUCUUCCACUAGUAGCAGUUCAUAGAGCUGAUUUGAAAAUCCUAUUUCCUAUGUAGGAAAAAUUAUGACUACCACCCCUCCCCCAUAUUUUUAUUCUGUGAUCAUUGUAAUACAAAGAUUACAAUAACAAAUUUGGUUAAAUAGCUUCAGAUGUGAUUGAUAAUAAAGGUGGUCACCUUAUGCACUUAGGGAUGACUAAGUAUACAUUUAUCCCCUCAACAUGUCCCUCUGAAGUUAUAGGUUCAGUUAACUCCAAAUAAAUAGCUCUAGAUAUUUAACUAGGCCAUUUGUAUUUAAACAAAAAAUUAUUUCCCCAAAUAAAUACAAGGCAGGCAUCCCUACACCGUUGUUGUUCCUAGGGGUGACAUUGACUAUUGAAGAACCUAUCAAAUUACUCCUGUUUUAAAGCGUAGCUAUCAGUCAACCAUUUGCUGAGUUCAGCAGAGAGUAAGUCCCAAGAGCUGUUCUGUACUCUCAAAAAAUACCUCUUGGGAGGUAACACAAAAAAUUAAGUCCUCACAAUAGUGAUUUUAUUAAAUUAGUUGCUUUAUAAAACAUUGCAGAUGUCAUAAUUGUUAACGUAACAAUUUAUACCAAACUGUAGUUAUCGGGUGCAGUUUGCUGAGCAUGUUUUAUAAAGGAAAGGAAAGGAAAUGCCAAAACCCUGUUACAGUUGUUCCGUUGCUGCUGCCUAGAAGAAACAAGGAUGUCUCAAGAUCUAAACCAGGCAAUUAAAAACAGGCAGUUUCCCUCCCCCUCCAAAGCACUCCACCCAUAGAAAUAUUCGGAUAAAUAUAAUCUAGACAGUCUUUGCACUCGCGAUUCCACAACCUGAAAUGCAAUGGAGAGGUUUUACCUUCUUCAGUUUCAAAGUUGGAGGGUUUUGGUCAUUUAUUUUUUAAGUAUCAAACUAGUGGCUUUUCAGCCGCAGUAUCUUCACUCUGAGAUAACCAGUCUUCACAACAUAUUUUUUAAUAUCCUCAAGCUCAAUUUUAAGACAAAGCAAUUUUAAUACUAGGUGCACACCACAUGCCCUUGCUGCAAACUGCUUUUCUUGACAGGUUAUGAAGUAGUUCAAGGAGGUAUGGUUAAGGCUGUAUUACUGAAUGGUGCUGGUAAAUACUACACAAUUUUUUGUCACGUUGCAACCUUGUUUCCAAUUUAGUGACUGCUGCUAUGGAAUCAGAUAGCAACAAUGACAACAUUAUUAGGAUUUUUUUUUACUAUGAUUUAGUAGCAACUGAGGUUCCCGAUUUUAACCCCUUGGCAGCAAGAUCCAAGUUCCCUCAUUUGCACAUUAGCACCUAAGAGUCAAGGGGUUAAAUAACCAGCACAAAAGAUACUGCACUUCUGAUUGUAGCAUUUGGCAGAACUGAAAGGAAAGGAAGUUGUGCUACAUGUUGAAGGGAUUGUGGGCAACAGAAAGAAGACACCAGGAGAAGGUAAAACGCUGUCACAUGAAGUCUUCAAAGUCUUGUAUGUACCCUCCGUCAUAACCACCAUAGUCGGCCAGGUCAUCCUUCAUGGUCGCCUUUAACCCCCCUCCAGGAACCACACCUUUCUUCUUCUUUUUAGCUUUGCUUUGCUGAAGAUAAGAAAGAGUUAAUUUGUGAGAUUUCAUCUGUUCUACGCUUCUUGCUUUGCUGAAGAUAAGAGUUAAUUUGUGAGAUUUCAUCUGUUCUAAGCUUCUAACCUGAUUAACCACCCUCCCAGAGACACACCUAACCCUCAGGUCCCAGUUCUCUAAGGGAAUCCCCAGGCCUACAUGCACACGUCUCUAAAUGAAGGACAUGCAUGGCCCCUAGCUUAGUGCAGUCCCAUUUAAAUGGCCCCGGUCAGUUUCCUGCCUUGAAGUUUCUUAGUUCAGGUUCUUACCAUAUUUGAGGAAAAUAAUGUAUUGCUUCUGACCUUUCUCAGUAUAAAAUUUCUGCCCUACCAAAAACCCCACAUUAAGGUGAAUGCACACUUACCUUUUCUUGCUUCUGUUUUUCACUGCAAAGCACAGUCAAAGAAUUGGUAAUCUUUUUCAAGUCAUCUAUUUCCACUAAAAAACAAGGUGGGAGGAGGACAUACCACUUGAUUUUAAUUUACAGAAUUUUAGGAAUACAUUUCUCCCAAAGUGUUUAAAAGUCUAAUUUUUUCAGCAGUAACUUUAGAAUGACUAUGAAUUUUUCUUUAAACUUAAGGUGGUAAACAACCAUUUUGUCUAUGGCUAGUCUCACCAACCAGAACUCACUGUUUUGAUUAAAAUUGCAAACUCGGUGACAAAAAUUUAAAUUUGAUGACCUAUCACCGAGACACCCAUCAACUGGGCAAAAGUAAACUUUGAGCAUGUCUGUGGUGCUGGCUUUCCCUCUGACCCAGCCUUUGUGGCAGGGAGACGGCCAUGCCCUUUCCUAACACACUCCAAAGACGAGCCCCCCAGUACUCCCAUCUUCUAGCACAGUAAAUAGGAUGUCUCUGGAACCUGUGUUAUUAAUCGGAAAAUUAAUCUGACUUAAAAGGCUCCCCCAGAGAAGCACACAUACUCACAUCCAUGUGAAAAGGUGAAACUAGAAACACACACACCAGGGUUCAGCUACCAAACUGUUCAGUGCUUUGGUCAGAAAAAUUAGUGCUGUGUGGGACAAAAGACGAACUUAGACCAUUACUGGUCAAAAUCAGAAGUCCCAAGUCAGAGUGAUAACUUCUCGGAGAAACCUAAUUUCAAAUAUUUCAAAUUGCAUAGGAUUGAUUUGUUUUUCUGACUCCUAAGAACAGAAAACCCUAGCAAAACCAGUCCCCUCACAUCCGUGCUGCUUGUUAGGGCUGGUCCCAUACACUCUGCCCUGAAAGGCAUGCCUCAUCCCAGGGCCUGGCCCCAUAGCCCCAUAGUGGUACCCAGGUGCCAGCUUUAAAAUGUAUGUACCCAGAAUCAUUUUCACAAAGCAAUAGUUCCUAGACUCUAUCAGAUAUAGAAGGACAAGUAAUAUACAAUCCAACUUUGACAAAAUAUCUAAAAUAGACAAGAGACCGAAGUGUGGCUGUGUGGGGAAGAUGGAGCUAUUGCGUAAUGAGUUUGUUUCUGAUGAAGAAAUACAUAUGGAACUGGAUAGGGAUGACGGUAGCAAAACCCAGUGGUUUAAUUAUGUCACUUAGAAAGGUUGAAACAGCAAACAACAAACUUUUUGUUACAUAAUUUUACCACAAUAAUGAAAAAGGUCAAUCAGAUAAAAAGAAGCCGGUGUUUUAUAAGCUGUUGUGCUGACAAGCCCAGGUGUCUGGGAAGCCAUUGUAAAAACAAUUAACAAGGCAGCCUCAAAA